UCUAAAGAGCUUUGUGGAGUUUUUUAAUAUGUGAAAGUCUGUGUUGUUUUUAUUUUGAUGAGGAGUAGAGGUGGGGGGACGUCAGUCAGUGUCAUUUGAUUUCCUUUUCCAAAGAGUUCCAAAACACGUCCAGAAUGCUUUCUAAAAAGUAUAGAGGCGGAUCACAAAAGCAGAAGGAAACGUGGGGAAAUUAUAUAUUGUAUGCACUAUAAUAUUAUAUUGUUAGCCUUAGUCUUUUAAGGUUCGAUUUUCUUCUGGUACAAAGUUAGGAAGUAUUUUUCUGUAAGGGAGGAGUCAUUUCGAUGUUCUCUCCUUAAAACAAAAGAAAAAGAAACAAAACCAAAAACUGGUUAUUUAGAAAAGUAAAAUUAAGAAAUAAAAUCAUACAAAUAGAUAAAACAUGUAUAAUAUCACCAAGAAGAAUUAAUGUCAAAGCUAAUGAAAACGAGAACCCCACUAAUACGUGUCUCCCUGUUGGGAGCUCUUCCAUUAGUCUCGGUGCGUCCACGUGUGUGUACUCGAUUAUUAACUUCGUCAUAAGCAGUUGCUUUCUUACUUUACAAUGGAACCAGUUGUCAGAAGAACUACGUCUUUCAAUGUGUUCUGCAGUGAAAAGCUGAAGGCCAACCCACAAGGGGGCUUUCAAGCUGUUGAAUGGGGCAAUCAGUGGAGGCAACUUACAGAUGCCUCCAAAAAAGAGUAUGCAGGUAAAGCGCUGGCUGCAAGGAAUAAAAAGAUUGAUAUAAAAGCAAUCAUCAAAAACAUCCAUUCCAUGUUUUUACUGUUGAAGGAAAAUGAAGAAGAAGUUAAGAAAAGUGGAGUAGAGGGCCUCUGCCUUAUAACGUCAAAAAACUGUAAUAUUCAUUUUACUGAAUUUGGAAAUAUGAAGGGUCUCAGCCAGACCCCACAAAUAUGCAACCUCAUUACGGCAUAUUCAAAUAUGGAAAAUCUGGGACUUGUGAAGCGGGGAAGCAUCCAGGAUUUGAGAGAAAAAGUAAUGGCUAAAAUGUCCAAAAUUGCAAAAGCACAACUUGGUCUGAGCCUAUUCCCUUAUGAAAGGGCCAGAAAGGGGGAAAUCAUCAUCCAUGGAAUUCCCCCUUCCUUAAUGCCCUUGCAGCCACCUGGAAAGCUGGCCACAAAGGAGCUUCAAAAAAUCCUUGACUGUGAAGUCACUGUCACCAGAGCACCAUCAUUACCAGCACCAGUACAUUCACAUGGAACUCGAAUAGCAAAUGCAGAAAAUGAAGCACCAGAGAACACAUUACAACAAACACAACUUAUACAUGAAUCAUCAACAUAUGCAAAUAAUGAAGCAACAGGAAGCAUAUUACAUGAAAUACAAACACAACCUCUAAAUAACACAUCAACACAUACAAACAUCACAUUAGACAUAAACCAAAUGUCACAUCUCAUCAACACUCCAGAAAUGUGUGAUGGGAGAACCCCAGGUCAUGCCACAGAGGGGCAGUUCCAGAGCCAGCUUAUCUCAGACAGCCAGCUUAUCACAAACAUAGAACAUCAGCCAGAUGAUGGGACUAAUACUACUCCUGUGGAAUUCCCAUUAACAGAAUUCAUAAAUGCCCAAAUCAUCCAAGAGUCAGAGGAAAGACCACCACUGGAUGGGACUUCUGAAGCACCUGUCUUAAAAAAAGCUCGGAAGGGAACAGAGAAAAGCUGCUGGUCGUCUGCAGAAGUAGAAACCAUUCAGAAGCAGUUUGCAGAUGAACUGAAUGGAAGGAGGGCGGUCCGAAUGCAGGACAUAAAGAGCUUUCUAAGGAAUUCAAAUUUCCAAAGGACUCCAGCUGCUGUCCAGAAUUACUUGAUAAGAAGAAGAAAAGAGAACACAUCCAAAGUCAAUUAAGGAUUCAGAAUCGACACAGAGGAGUGUUUUAAUUUUGAAUUUUUUUUUUUUUUUUUUGCUGUCUUUUUAAAAUAAAAUCAGUUCACAAACUGCU
Molecule: messenger RNA, 1955 nt
Organism: Pomacea canaliculata
Lineage: Eukaryota; Metazoa; Mollusca; Gastropoda; Architaenioglossa; Ampullariidae
Exons: 13
Coding region: 563-1861 (432 amino acids)
Source: RefSeq, a predicted model, not a curated record